AUGGCACACAAUAAACUAGUGGUUGAGGUCCAUUUUGGGGGUAGGUUUGACCGGAGUUUUGGGUGUGAGUAUACAGGUGGUGAAGUUGAACUGCACAAAGAUAGUGUUGACCUUGAUAAACUAUCUUUCUUUAAAAUUGAAGAUAUAUGUAAGGAAUAUGGAUAUAAGUUAGGGGAUUUAAUGUAUUUUAAAGACCCCGUGAAGAGUCUUGCUGAUGGGUUGCAUUUAAUUACUUCAGACCAUGAUGUGCUGAGCCUGUCUGCUUGCCAUGAUGGGCAUGCCAUUUUGCAAUUAUAUAUUGUGUCUUUUGGGGAUGGAGGAGGUGAUGAAGAGGAUAGUCAAGAUGAUAAUGAAUAUGGAGGUAGGGCUAAUUUGGAUGAUCCUUGGUGGGAUGAUAAGCUUAGUGAUACUGAAGACGUAUUUGAUGUUGGUGUUGAUGUUGAUAGUUCUGGACCCUCUAAUGUACAACAUGAUAAUCCUAGGGUUGAACAAGGUAAUGUAGAGGAUAAUGAAGGGGGUAAUGAUAAGAAUAGUGAAGAGGGUGGUAAUGAUGAGAAUAGUGAAGAGGGUGAAGAGGGUGAUGAGAAGUGUGAAGAGGGUGGUGAUGAUGAGAAUAGUGAAGAGGGUGGUAAUGGUGAUAAUGAAGAUGAAGUUGGUCAUGAUGACGAUGACAAUAACUCUGAUAUGGCUAGAAGCGACAUACUUGUCUCACCAGUAGCUAGUGAUGAAGAAGUUGAAAAUUCUGAGUCAAGAGGGUCUGAGUUCCAUGCAGUUGACCGAGAGGAUCCAAGUUUGGAAGUUAAGAUGAGAUUCCCAGAUAUACAGACAUUUAGGGAGGUUGUUAGGGUGUUCAAUCUGAAGAGGGGCAAGGACAUUACCUUUAAAAAAAAUGAGAGAAAAAAGUGUAUUGUUGUAUGUAAAGAACCAAAGUGUAAUUAUAGAGUGUAUGCUAGACAGGUGGAUGAUGAAGCUACAUUCCAUAUAAUCAGCCUUCAAGGUAGACAUGUGUGUGGCAGGCAAUUUAGGAACUCAAUUGUAAACUCUACAUGGAUAGCCGAUAAACUGAUUGAUAAGUUUAGAGUUCAGUCCGACAUGCCAUUACAUGUGAUACAGAAUGAAGUGAAAGAAAGAUGGAGGAUAGAUGUGAAUCCGAGCAUGAUGUAUAGGGCAAGAAUCAAGGCUAAUAAAAAAAUAUAUGGCAACCAUGGGGGUCAGUAUGCGGCCUUGUGGGACUAUUGUGAGACCUUGAGAGCAACCAACCCUGGAAGUUGUGUUGUGAUGAAAGUGGAUAGGACAGUACCCGAGGCGAAUCCAAGGUUUCAAAGACUGUAUUGUUCUUUGGCAGCCAUGAAGAAGAGCUUUUUGGAAGGUUGCAGGCCUGUGAUAGGGGUGGAUGGGUGUUUCCUUAAAGGGCCAUUUAAGGGGCAACUUCUAGCUGCAGUUGGACGCGAAGGCAAUGAUAACAUGUAUCCGAUUGCAUAUGCCGUAGUUGAAGCUGAGACUAAGGACAGCUGGAUCUGGUUUUUGGAAACCCUAGUGUCUGAUCUUGGGAACCAUGAGCGGCAUGGCAGGCCAACAUUUAUUUCGGAUCGACAGAAGGUAAGUCAUGGUUAG
This is a messenger RNA of Alnus glutinosa, 1614 nucleotides long. RefSeq lists its product as uncharacterized. NCBI's taxonomy places the organism in Eukaryota, Viridiplantae, Streptophyta, Magnoliopsida, Fagales, Betulaceae. The transcript has a single exon. Bases 1 to 1614 code for a protein of 537 amino acids. The record is from RefSeq and is a predicted model, not a curated record.